Messenger RNA from Schistosoma haematobium, 1958 nucleotides. RefSeq lists its product as uncharacterized. The record is from RefSeq and is a predicted model, not a curated record. The coding region runs from base 1061 to 1483 and encodes 140 amino acids. The transcript is spliced from 4 exons. NCBI's taxonomy places the organism in Eukaryota, Metazoa, Platyhelminthes, Trematoda, Strigeidida, Schistosomatidae.
CUCAAUUUAUUCGAAAUUAUCAAGUCAAAGCUUGGUAAUGAUACCUACAGAAUCGAUCAAAGUUUGUUUUGAGAAAAUUAAACCCUAAAGUGAAUAAAUCAGUUUGAGUAAUCGUUUCUCAAAUUCUAAGUUAAUAAUUGCGAAAAAUACGUAUUGUUACGGCUGUGGUAAUCAACUUGGACGCAGUUCACUUCAGAAUACAAUACUCAGUUAUAUAUGAAUUCAUUGUUGUUUCCAAGCAUAUUUAGUGAUCACAGACGACGAAAACUCACAUACGAACUUUGACAUUGUAGACUAUUUGACUUUUAGAUGAUGCUAUGUAUAAAAUCAUUCAAGACCAGGAUUGUACACGAAUAUUUUUACAUAUCAGUUAUUUUGUUUAAUUUCUAACUACCGCAUUGCAUCACAUAUUCAAAGUUUUCUGAUUUACUGAUCCAAAUAUUUCGAAUUUUAUCUUCAGAAAGUGUUGAUCUAUGCUGUACGUAAACUGUUUUAUGAUAAAGAUGAUUUCAAGUGAAAACUAACAUCUGAAGCUGAAUUCUAAAUUUUUGAAUAGCUACGUGUCAUUGGUGUUACAAUUAAAUGUGUACGCUGAGGUUUCAUUGGUAUACCAUACAAAACACCAUGAAUAAAUAUCCUUCACGAAAUAGGACGACUCAUAUGAAUAGUUGAAUUUGUGUUGAUUUAUUCCAUUCGGCUAUUUCCGGGAGAAUGUCUCCCGAUGCCUAAUUGACUCUGUAAUCAAGUGAUUUGUGAAUCUUUUCCAACAAUAUGGAUGGUAGUUGCGAUGCCAAGCUGUUUUCUAAUUACCGUCACCAUUCAGAAAGAUCACUUUUAACUGAUUGUCCAUAGUUUAAACAGUGUGUGUUUCGACUUCUCAACUAACCACAAAAAAAUCAACCACUUCACGAUUAUCUGAUAUCAACGCUAGUAGUUGGGCAGAUAGUUAUUGGCAACUACUGAAAAAUUACUUUCUCAACACAAAGUAGGGAUAAAUAGUCGAACACAUUUCUAAUGUUUGAGUAUACAGAUUUAAAUUGCUCACUACUAUUGUUUAAUCAUGAAGGUUAUAUACAGUGAUUACAAUAAACCUAUUAUACACCUGUUGAGAUGCCUUAUAAUUGGUAAAUCAGGAGGAGAUUGUUUUGUGACUGUCAUUCAUAAACCGUCGAAUAAUUCAGACCAGAGCACUUAUAGUCCAUCUUAUGGAAAGAAGUCACGAUGUUUUAUUUAUGGAAAUGGCGAUCUGGCAUUCGCGGGUUGCUUUAAAGUGAAGUGUAGUCUUGAAUUCAAACAUCUAGUUUACUUCCGUGGUGAGUGGCGUGAAUGUCCAAGAGACGGUGGUAUUAUGGAAAUAGCUGAAGAUAUAACUGGUCGUGAUUGGAUCCAAUGUCCACGUUUUCAUGAUCUAUGCUCUGUUAAAAAAAUACAAGGAAGAAACGAAAGGAGAGAGAAAGAACAAAAUCUUAUUGCGCAAUCGUAAUGAAAUAAGACGCGUUUUGUAAUUAACGAAUCACACUAGUUUUAUAUUGUAGUGAAAUUUAUCUCAUGAUCUUAACCAUUGAAAUUACUAUAAUAUCCACAAAACCCAACUGAUAUUAAUUUAUUGUUUAAAAAUCCCCAUAGUAUUUGAACGAAGAAUAUUGUUUUCGAUAAAUUCACUUCAGUUACUACAAUUCAUAUAUCCAAAUUAGUAGUCCGAAAAAUGAUCAGGCAAGGGCAAAGUACAUCAUUUGAAAUAUGUGAAUUUAGGAUUGUUAAACAAUAUGGAAUAAAAUUGUUAAUGUCGAUAUGACUCAUAUGGAAUGUCAACUUGAAUUAGCUUAUAUAUUAAGUGCAAUUUUAACACUCAUGAUCAGAACAAAUAUGGGUCGGAUAGGGUGAGAGAAAUAAUAGUGUAGUUACAAUUUCGAUCAAAUAUUUGAUAGAAGACUACAAUGUGUAAAAGUUUUAUAUGA